Molecule: messenger RNA, 2031 nt
Organism: Cercocebus atys (sooty mangabey)
Lineage: Eukaryota; Metazoa; Chordata; Mammalia; Primates; Cercopithecidae
Product: importin subunit alpha-1-like
Biological process (GO): NLS-bearing protein import into nucleus
Cellular component (GO): cytoplasm; nucleus
Molecular function (GO): nuclear import signal receptor activity; protein binding
Source: RefSeq, a predicted model, not a curated record
GACAGUUCCCCUUUGGGUAAAGCUAUUUCAUAGUGCUGAAAACAUGAUGAUCCCCCCUUUAGUAUACAGGUGUGGAUUCAUUAGAUGCUUGAUAAUUCAAUUCUUAUUUGGUACUACUAUUGACAAAGGAAAACGAUAAAGGAAAUAUUUUCCUCUUCGCCCAUCUUUUAGCUUUCUCCCUUUGUCUCAUUACCAUGUCCACCAACGAGAAUGCUAAUACACCAGCUGCCCGUCUUCACAGAUUCAAGAACAAGGGAAAAGACAGUACAGAAAUGAGGCAUCGCAGAAUAGAGGUCAAUGUGGAGCGGGAAGCUAAGAAGGAUGACCAGAUGCUGAAGAGGAGAAACGUAAGCUCAUUUCCUGAUGAUGCUACUUCUCCGCUGCAGGAAAACCGCAACAACCAGGGCACUGUAAAUUGGUCUGUUGAUGACAUUGUCAAAGGCGUAAAUAGCAACAAUGUGGAAAAUCAACUCCAAGCUACUCAAGCUGCCAGGAAACUACUUUCUAGAGAAAAACAGCCCCCCAUAGACAACAUAAUCCGGGCUGGUUUGAUUCCAAAAUUUGUGUCCUUCUUGGGCAGAACUGAUUGUAGUCCCAUUCAGUUUGAGUCUGCUUGGGCACUCACUAACAUUGCUUCUGGGACAUCAGAACAGACCAAGGCUGUGGUAGAUGGAGGUGCCAUCCCAGCGUUCAUCUCUCUGUUGGCAUCUCCCCAUGCUCACAUCAGUGAACAAGCCGUCUGGGCUCUAGGAAACAUUGCAGGUGACAGCUCAGUGUUCCGAGACUUGGUUAUUAAGUAUGGUGCAGUUGACCCACUGUUGGCUCUGCUUGCGGUUCCUGAUAUGUCAUCUUUAGCACGUGGCUCCUUACGUAAUCUUACCUGGACACUUUCAAAUCUUUGCCGCAACAAGAAUCCUGCACCCCCGAUAGAUGCUGUUGAGCAGAUUCUUCCUACCUUAGUUCGGCUCCUGCAUCAUGAUGAUCCAGAAGUAUUAGCAGAUACCUGCUGGGCUAUUUCCUACCUUACUGAUGGUCCGAAUGAACGAAUUGACAUGGUCAUGAAAACAGGAGUUGUGCCCCAACUUGUGAAGCUUCUAGGAGCUUCUGAAUUGCCAAUUGUGACUCCUACCUUAAGAGCCAUAGGGAAUAUUGUCACUGGUACAGAUGAACAGACUCAGGUUGUGACUGAUGCAGGAGCGCUCGCUGUCUUUCCCAGCCUGCUCACCAACCCCAAAACUAACAUUCAGAAGGAAGCUACAUGGACAAUGUCAAACAUCACAGCUGGCCGUCAGGAUCAGAUACAGCAAGUUGUGAAUCAUGGAUUAGUCCCAUUCCUUGUCAGUGUUCUCUCUAAGGCAGAUUUUAAGACACAAAAGGAGGCUGUAUGGGCCGUGACCAACUAUACUAGUGGUAGAACAGUUGAGCAGAUUGUGUACCUCGUUCACUGUGGCAUAAUAGAACCGUUGAUGAACCUCUUAACUGCAAAAGAUACCAAGAUUACUGUUAUCCUGGAUGCCAUUUCAAAUAUCUUUCAGGUUGCUGAGAAACUAGGUGAAACUGAGAAACUUAGUAUAAUGAUUGAAGAAUGUGGCGGCUUAGACAAAAUUGAAGCUCUACAAAACCAUGAAAAUGAGUCUGUGUAUAAGGCUUCGUUAAGCUUAAUUGAGAAGUAUUUCUCUGUAGAGGAAGAGGAAGAUCAAAACGUUGUGCCGGAAACUACCUCUGAAGGCUACACCUUCCAAGUUCAGGAUGGGGCUCCUGGGACCUUUACCUUUUAGAUCACGUAGCUGAGGCAUACAUUUGUUGUGUACCAUGUUUGGUAUUUUGUCUUAUUGUUUCUCUACUAAGAACUCUUUUUAAAUGUGGUUUGUUAUUGUAGCACUUUUUACACUGAAACUAUACUUGAACAGUUCCAACUGUACAUACUGUAUGAAGCUUGUCCUCUGACUAGGUUUCUUAUUUCUAUGUGGAAUUUCAUAUCUUGCAGCAUCCUGUAAAUAAACAUUAAAGUCCACCCUUUUCUUUACUUCA